CGGCAGACGUCCCCGCCCGCCCCGCAGGCGCCGCCCGCUCCGAAGCAGGCGUAAACGGAGACGUCGCGACAGGCGCGGGCCCCCGCCCCAUGUUGCCGCCGCCACCCCUACAGUGCACCCCCACCACCCCCAGCCGCCCCCGCCUGCCCAACGACGCCCCCGCGUGCUGCGUGCGUCGACCGAGCAAGGAUUAACACCUCAUCAGAGAUAGCAGGGGAGCAUAGCAUGGGCACCAACGCCGCCAACCCCACCUACCAGCAGGUGGCCACGCUGGACGAUGGGCAGAGGAGAUGCGGAUGCAAGACGGAGAGCGAGUGCUCAUGCGGCGAGGAGAACACCCGGCUGACCCGGGGCGACGGCCAGUAUGGCGACGGCGACCCCACCUCCCCGGGGGAGGACGAGCUGUCGCUGUGCGACUACCACGACCUGCCACCGCCGCCCGACGGCGGCUACGGCUGGGUCAUCGUCUUCGCCUCCUUCAUGUGCAACAUGAUCGUGGACGGCAUCGCGUACACGUUCGGCAUCUUCCUCGACCGAUUCGUUGAGGUGUUCGGCGAGGGCAAGGGGAAGACGUCCUUCGUCGGCUCGCUCCUGUCGGGCGUGUACCUCAGCGCUGGGCCCGUGGUCAGCGCGCUCACCAACAAGUAUGGGUGCCGGGCGGUCUGCAUCGCGGGGAGCAUCAUCAGCUGCGCUGCCUUCGCGCUCAGCACGCUCUCUCCAAACGUGAACGUGCUCAUGAUAACCUACGGCGUUCUGGGAGGUCUGGGCUUUGGCCUCAUCUACCUGCCGGCCGUGGUGUGCGUCGGCUACUACUUCGAGACCAAGCGCUCGCUCGCCACGGGUAUCGCCGUGUGCGGCUCGGGCUUCGGCACGUUCGUGUUCGCUCCGCUCGCCACCAUGCUGGUGCGCGAGUACGACUGGUGGGGUGCCAACCUCAUCCUCGCCGGUCUCAUCCUCAAUUGCGCGCUGUUCGGCGCCCUCAUGAGGCCGCUGGAGUUCCCUAAGGGCCCCGGCGUGAAGCCGCUGCUGCAGCGGAUGGCCGAGGAGAAGCGCUUCCAGAUGGAGCGCGGGUCCAUCGGGGGCUCGUACUUUGUGGUGCAGCUGCCUGACGGCUCCAUGGAGAAGCGUCUAAAGAUGCCCAUCAACAUCGACCCAGGCGUGCACUCGUCCUUCAACCUGGACCAGCUCGUGCCGGGCACCCCGGUCAACCCACUGCCCACUGUACCCACCCUCCCAACCAUCACGGAGGCCAAGGUUCAGGAAGUCAAAGAUGCGGCCAACUCCAACGGGGCGGACAUGCGGCCACCGGAAGUACCACGAGGCCGGAAGAAGAGCCGGGUCGAGGACCUCAAGGAGGAAGACGAAUUGCUACGCAGGGACCUAAUCAAGCAGGAGCGAGAGCACGACAGAAGAGUGUCCACCCCGGAGGCACCUAACCCCGCUGCGUUGCAGCAAGAGCAGAUGAGCCACGGAGUUGUGCCCCCUAAGUCCGUCAUCCCUAGGAACGCAUCGCAGCCUGCCUUCUCUACUCACGUCCAAGGGCUUCCAAAGAAUGGAUCUGUUCCGUUCUUCGACCGGAUCCGCAAAACGUCUACUGGGGAAAGGUUCCGACCGACGCUGGCCGCUAUCUCCAACUCAAGGCCCACGAUGACGUCCAACGGUGAUGUACGCAAGUCGCUCCACCUUCGCCUGUCCAAGUCCUCGCUUGCGGGUCGCUCUAACAACAACGCCGAUGACAUGUGGUCUCGGACCGACGUGGACACAGAGUCCGUGUGCUACACCGGCAGCAAGCUGAGCAUACCCGGCGGCGCGCGCAUGCGGCGGGAACUCAUCCGCCCCAUGUCGCGCAAGGACAUCUUCUACACGGGCUCCGUGUGCAACCUGCCCGAGUACCAGAGCCAGAAGUCCCUCGCAGGCUACCGGCAGAGUGUGCUCUCGCUCUCCAUGUACGGCCAGGGUGGCACGGGAGCCGUCGAUGAGAAGCCUCCACCCGACCUAUGCCCGUGCCUGAGCCUCCCGGACUCGAUGAGGCACGCGCUCGCGUCCAUGAUGGACUUCACUCUGCUCAAGGAUCCCGUCUUCAUGAUGAUUGGCGUGAGCAACCUCUUCGGCAUGGCAGGACUGUACGUCCCGUUCGUGCACCUCGUCAACGCUGCAGAUGAUAAGCUGAACAAGGACUCAGUCGUGGUGCCGAAAGAGACCAUCUCGUUCCUCAUUUCCAUCAUCGGCAUUGUGAACACGGUGGGUCGAGUUGUGUGCGGCUGGAUCGCGGACUUCCCUUCUGUAGACUCACUUCUGCUCAACAACCUGUGCCUCAUCGUGGCCACACUGUCCGUCGCUGCCGUCCCACUGUGCACGACCUACUACUGCUACGUUGCGGUCGCCAUCUUCUUUGGCCUCUCCAUCUCCGGCUACAUCUCCCUGACGUCCAUCAUCCUGGUGGACCUGCUGGGCUUGGACAAGCUGACCAACGCCUUUGGGCUGCUCAUCCUGUUCCGCGGGGUGGCCGCCGCCGUGGGGUCGCCGCUGGCGGGGAUGAUGUACGACGUGACGGGCACCUACGACGUCCCCUUUUACAUGGCGGCCGCGCUCUUCGCCCUCUCCACCGUCACGUCCUUCUUGGCGGCGCCGCUCAAGCGCUGGACGGCGCGCGAGGAGCUGCCGCCGCAACAGGACGCGCUCACGCCCAUAGACGAGGACGAGGAAGAGGAGGAGGACGACGAUGACGAAGAACAGCAGGGCAUCCAGAUCACCAUUCCAGAGAUCCGCGAGACGGCACCCUCGCCGCGCACGCCUAACCCGCCACAAGAGAUCAAACAGAUUGAAUCGGUGCUUUGAGGAAGCCAGGCGCGCAGGGGCACCGAAGACACGGUUCACGAACCGGGAGGCCAGACGAGGAACUCGCGUCUGGCGUAGGCGUCUCUAUGAUGGACUGUCAGUGGACUUUGAACCAUGUUUCGAGAUGCCUUAGUGCGCCCCUUUAGACAGAGCUGUUGAAGUAAUUUUUGUAAGUUCUCUCUAAGAAAAUUAGAUUCUCAGAUAAAACUUACCAUGCGCCUACCACAGCGGAGGUUUCGCGCCUUGUGGCACGUUUCCCCGGCUCCCGGCAAAAUCUUACAUUUCCUUGUCAUCUCAUUCGUUUCAUGUCUCAUGACUGCCCUAAACGCUUGCCUUCGGCCCAGGCUUUGGCUAGUGCUUUGUCAGCACCAGUCACAAAACCACUCGAGGAGCGAAUUGUGUGAGAAGAAUUAGAUUAUUUCUACUCAAUGUAAUAUGUGUGAGUGUGUGUGUGUGUGUGCGGGGAAAAGGGGGGGGGGGGUAUGCAUGAGUCAGAGAUGAGGGUUUCCAACCGACAACGCAGACUGAGCAGUGAUCUCUGACGGACGCGACAGACCGCUUGGACAGUCUUUGGCUGGGCUACGCAGACCACAAGCAGGACAAAACGAUAAGAAGAAAAAGUUCCCCUCCUCCCCUUUACCUACAAGUAGUCUGCGGAGCCCUUACAGAGAUCCACCAAGCGGUCCUUCGCGUCAGAAAAAAGCUAUCCCAUUUUUAAACGGUCUGUCAGAAACGGGAGAAACGUUCAUCUAUGCGCGCGCGUGUUCAUGUAUAGGUAUAUGUAAGUGUACGUUGGGUAUGUAUACUACUACUACUACUGAUAGGGAGAUAUGGGGCCUCCCGGGACGCAGGACACCGAGUCUGCAUCAUAUAUUUUAUGACGUAUUUAAGCUGUUAUUUUAGUUGUGUAGGAUAAUUUGAGUGCUCGUGGCCCUUCCUCCUCUGACGUGUUCCUUUGUGAAUGACUCUGUUUGAUCGGUUACAUAGAGAGAUGCAGAUGCAGUGUCCUGUUCUCUGGAUGAUCCCGGUAACGUUAAGAAGGGUAUUUCUGUCAUGGAUAGUUUUGGAUCGUUUUUGUUUUUUUCUGCUGUGGAUACUUUGCCCAUACUAUGGUCCCUUAUGAGACCCUUGAGCUUUGCUAGGUGCGGAGUGAACUUUACAAACUGCAGCAGGUUAGUUGAUAAAAGUUCCGCUCAUGAGGAAAUGUAUCAUCUGUGUACAAAUAAACAGACCCUUUCCAAGUGAGGUUGAGCUACUUUCCCAGAUAUGAAAGUUCUAAUUAGUUUCCCAAGAACUGUCUCCUAUGUGUCUCGUACUUGGGUUCAUCAUAUUAUGUUAAGUUGUGGAAAUGUGUCUUUUUUUGUUGUUUUUUUAAGUUAAUGCAUUGUUGUGGUACUUUACUUAGCGUUACAAAGUCAAAGGAACUGCGGCAACAAGUAUUCUCUUAUGGCUGUGCAAAAAACUUUAAGCAUCAUCACCGAUAGCUUUAAGUGUCAAUUUAAAGAGUACUGGAGAGGUUUACCAUAGUAAUAUUUCAACUGAAUUGAGAAAAGAAAAUGUGAGGAAAAUAUAACCAAUCUAUAUACUGAAAUACUUAAAAAAGACCAGAUUAAAGCUAAUGGGGCUUUGUUCGUAGAGACGAGAACUUUGAUGCAUUAGGUGGGUGGUGUACAAAGCAGUACCAGAGCCAUUUAUUAUGCCUUGGCCUUUUGUUGAGUCAUUUCUUUUGCUGAGAGUAAGAAAAAAUAGAUCUUUUCCUUCUUGGCACACAUUCAGCAUUUCCUUUGUCUUUACUUAAAUGUCAUUUUGUCAACAUCGUUUUGUACUUAUUUCAACUCAUUUGUGUGUACAAAGUAUGACGAGCUGUAACUUUAGAGUCUGUGCAAUGAGCCUGUAUGGCUUGACCUUCUAUAACUUAAUGAUACUUUUAUGUCAGUCAAACAUCUCGAAAACGUUCGUGCCCUUGUGGUUGCAGCUUUAGUGUAAAUAUUUUUCCGUGUCCCUAUGACAAGGGAUCUGCUAAAACGUAAAUCAGAUACGCUUUAAUGAGUACACCACUUAUAGCUUGACUCCAUCCAUUAUGCGUAAAAUAAAAUCAUUUGUUCUUGUAAUUCGUAUGUUUUUCGGGGAAUGCUUCGCUAGAGGUGGCGUAAGGUGGUGAGUCCUGGUGUGGGCGCGCGCCGAGCGACCCCUUUCCCGCGAUUUCGGAGACUUGGUGUGCCACGCGACGAACUCUUAUUAUAUAUUUUUGUAACGACAUUGUGUGCGUGUGUGUGUGUGUGCGUGUGUGAAAGAGAACGAGCGAGAGAGAGAGAGAAAUUGUAUGAGAGGAUGAAUGAGAGAGCGAGAACGACGAGGGUCUCCGAGUGGCGCACCGGACCCACCGGACUCCCCACACCUACCACGAGCUGUAGCAAGUGUUAUACCUUCACAAUUUCCUCGAUUCUUUUUGUACUUUAAAAUUCCUACGCCAACAGUGCUGCAACCACGGUAUUGCAAUAGCCGCUGUUAUUUUUUUUUUUCCAAAAUAAAUAUGAUCGUGCAA
Messenger RNA from Frankliniella occidentalis (western flower thrips), 5383 nucleotides. RefSeq lists its product as uncharacterized. Gene Ontology annotation, molecular function: monocarboxylic acid transmembrane transporter activity. The record is from RefSeq and is a predicted model, not a curated record. The transcript is spliced from 13 exons. Lineage: Eukaryota; Metazoa; Arthropoda; Insecta; Thysanoptera; Thripidae. Gene Ontology annotation, biological process: monocarboxylic acid transport; transmembrane transport. The coding region runs from base 226 to 2838 and encodes 870 amino acids.